Dermochelys coriacea (leatherback sea turtle) is the source of this 914-nucleotide messenger RNA. RefSeq names its product interleukin 6 (gene IL6). Gene Ontology annotation, biological process: immune response; positive regulation of cell population proliferation; T-helper 17 cell lineage commitment. The record is from RefSeq and is a predicted model, not a curated record. The coding region runs from base 144 to 914 and encodes 256 amino acids. The transcript has 5 exons. Lineage: Eukaryota; Metazoa; Chordata; Testudines; Dermochelyidae. Gene Ontology annotation, cellular component: extracellular region. Gene Ontology annotation, molecular function: interleukin-6 receptor binding; growth factor activity; cytokine activity.
UGAGCUCAGUUUCCUGAAGUGUUUCACAAUAGUAUUCAACACUUUCUUUUCAUUAGAAACCCAAUAUCAGUUUUCAUUACAACAAAAGACAAAAAAGUUUUUUUUUUUUUUCUAAUACUGGAUUUUCCCAGUGACCAGUAGCAAUGAAUAUAAAUAUGCCCAAGAUCAGGGAUUCCUGCAUCUCAUUCUGCUCUCCAGCCCUCUGGCCAGCAACUAUUUUGAAAGAGCAAAGGUGGGGAAAAAAAGAGAAGGAAAUGAAUUAUCUUCGGGGAUACUCUCUCUUGGCAGCGGCAGCCCUGACAUUGCUCCUCGGGACCAAAGCAGUCCCCCUCCCAGAUUCCUCCGGGGAAGAGGAACUUGUUGAUGUUCCCUCGGACUCGCUUGCCAGAAGCCCCUUGCUGCCUGAUUGUGAAUCCCUGGCCUGGCUGCUGCACAGCAAGGCGGCCAAGCUGAAGGACGAGAUGUGUGAGAAAUUUACUGUGUGUGACAGCAGUAUGGAGAUGCUUGCCCAAAACAAUCUGAACCUCCCCAAGAUCACAGAGGAAGAUGGAUGUCUACUCUCUGGAUUCAAUGAGGAAAAAUGCUUGAGAGGAAUCUCCAGUGGACUUUUUACAUUUCAGACAUACCUGGAAUAUGUACGAGAAACAUUUAUUAGUGAAAAGCAAAAAGUGGAAUCCAUAUAUUAUGGUACAAAGCAUCUGGCAAAUAGUGUGAGGCAGAUGGUGAAAAAUCCUGAUGCAGUGAUCAUGCCAGACCCAGCUACCCAGAGCACACUUUUUGCAAAACUGAAGUCAAAUAAAAAAUGGAUAGAGAAAAUCAGCACCCAUCUCAUCCUCCGGGACUUUACUUCAUUCAUGGAGAAAACUGUGAGGGCUGUUCGAUAUCUGAAAAACACCAGGAAUGUCAGUGUUUGA